ACUGCCUCAGUUGAUUACCAUCCGUCGGCGUGUCUGAAUCAAUUUGUAGUCGUUGCUGGCGACAUCACCGAGAAAAGAGGGAUUCUUUCUGCAUGUUCGGCAUUGCGGAGGAAUUCGGGAUUUAGUGGGUGUUUGUGGGUGAUUUUUUUGUGCUUGCGUCGCUUCGACAGCUGGACCACCAGCGAAUACGGAUGAUUAAGUGGAGCUAUAAAUAAGAAAAUUAAAUUGUGUCGCGCUGUGUCAAUAGGGUUGAUUCUGCACGAGCAAUUGCUCGAGUGAUUCUUCACACACAAAAAAAAAAUAUAAAAAAGAGAAUGUUUUCAAUGUGAGAGAGAAUAAGGAUUCGCUAUAUAUACGUACUAUAUGGGAUUUGCAGUGUUAUUUAUUUGACUUUUGCCAGAGAAGAAUUUCAAUUGCUCACAGGAAGUUUUUCAUUUUUCUUCUGUUGUACUUUCGUUCCGCCUCCGCUUAACUCUCAACAACCUGGAAAACAUUCAGUGUUGGGAUACAAACAGAUUCAAGAAGGUAUCACGCGGGGUUGGGAUAUAAGAAGUGCGAAGCAUGUGGCAUCGAAAGAAAAAGUGGAUGGUAGUGUAGAUUUAGCAAAAAGGAGGGAAACAACAACAAGAAAAGAAAAAAAAAAAAGAGGAAAUUAAAACAACCGGAAGCUCUUGAGUGUGAAAUGAAAUUCAAGAGUGGAAGAUCCCUAAUGAAUUUCAAUGUGCUGUGGUGAAAGUUGUGGUGGCCCAUUCUCUCAAAUGUACCGAGAAUGAAAGUUUUAUAUGAAACAUGGAGAAGGUUCACAAGUUUUAUCAGUGGAAUAUCGGCGGUAAAACCCUAAUUCGGCAUUUCCUCGUGUAUAUUUUAUGUAUGAUUGGAAUGUGUCCAUUGAGGAUACAUUGCAAUGGAUCACAGGAUUUUCAGAAGCAUAUUCCAACACGCCUCGUGUGGGCAGCCGUGGAUCAUGAUGCAGAAUUGCCCUGUGACGUAGCAUCAUCAACACCCCGGGACUCAGCUAAGCUCGUCCUGUGGUUUAAGGACUCCACCGGGAUACCCAUAUACAGCUUGGAUUCCCGAGGUGGAGGCCCAUUUGAGUCUGCCACCCACUCCGCCCUUGCCAGUGAUCUCGGGAAUCGCCUGUACUUCUCAUCCGGGACCCGACCACAUGAUGCCAAAUUGCAGAUUCGUGGUGUCAAAUCCACCGAUGAGGGUGUCUAUCGGUGUCGGGUGGACUUCUUCAAUUCACCCACUCGAAAUUUUAGAGUUAAUUUAACUUUAGUUGUUCCACCCGAGGAACCAAAAAUUUUCGAUGCUCAAGGCAAAGAAGUAACAGGUGGAGUUGCUGGACCAUUUCGUGAAGGUCACGAACUCUUCCUCUCCUGUCAGGUUUCUGGAGGGCGCCCUCCACCCAAAGUGACUUGGUGGCGAAACAGCGAAGAAAUUUCUGGCAUUAGUCACCCCUCGGCAGACAUUCAGACUACCACCGUUGUGAAUCAGCUCUUCAUUGGCAAUAUCACAAGGGAAUUUCUGGGUACGAGGUUGCAAUGCCGCGCCCAGGGUUCCAAACUCAUUCCUCCGGUGGUGAAGGAGUUUGCCAUUCAAGUACAUUUGAAGCCCCUCGCAGUUAAAAUCGUGACGGCGAACGAAUUGCUGCGGGCUGGCCAGACUAUUCCAUUGCGCUGUGAAGCCUGGGGGUCGCAUCCUCCGGCAAAGAUUGUGUGGCUUCUCGACGGGGAGCCCAUCAGGAAUCCCAACUUAACAAUUUGCAGCGACAGAGAUGAUGGUAAUUUUACAUGCAGCAUUCUGCCAUUGCGGGUUAUUGCCGAAUAUGAUGGUGCUGAAUUGACGUGCCGAGCCACUAAUCCCUGGUUCUCAGCGGGAACUCUGCAGGAUAAGCGAAUUAUUCACGUUGCAUAUCCACCCAUUGUAUCUAUCCACUUGGCCAAUGAGGACCCGAGUCGUCUGGUGAUAAGAUCAGAAGGACAGAAUGUUACACUGAAGUGCCGGGCUAACGCUAGACCAUCAGUCACAUCAUUUGGUUGGUACAAGAAUGGAAUGAGAAUGACGGGCGAGAGUUCAGAGACGCUGCAUCUCAUGAUGCUGGAGCGGGAGAGUGAGGGAUCGUACAGUUGUUCAGCACUCAAUAUUGAGGGUGAAACCCAGAGUACCCCUCUCGUCAUCCAAGUGCAAUAUUCUCCACGGUGUAAGCCUGGCACAGAGCAAAUCUCACUGGGAGCCCUCAAUCUUCACACUAUUUCUGUGAAAUGUGAGGUUGAUGCUGAUCCGGCGGAUUCUGUUCGAUUCAGCUGGACGUAUAACAAUACUCGGAAUGUCUCUCCAGUCCUCAACUCCCGGAUAAACUCACACGGAUUAGUCAGUUCUAUGACUUAUAUGCCACAAUCAGACAGUGAAUUUAUUACCCUGGCGUGCUGGGCGAGCAAUUCUGUUGGAAGGCAGACGAUACCCUGCCUCAUUCACAUUUUUCCAGCAAGAACGCCAGAUCCACCGCGGCUAUGUGAAUUGUACAAUAAUACACAUUUAGAAGUCGUUUGUAUAGCAGGAAAUGAUGGUGGCCUGGAACAGCAUUUCCUGCUUGAGGUGAUAAAUGGCGAGGAUAUUCACGGACGAGCCUUCUCUACAUUGCCGGAUGCAGAGAACGAGAUAUCCACAAUGAAUGAUCAGGCGACAUCAGCACCAUUGUUGCGGCUAAAGGAGGAUAAGCCAUUGUUCAAAUUGGAUAAUUUGGAGCAUGGCCGAGAAUACCAAUUACUUGUGUAUGCUGUUAAUGCUAAAGGACGAAGUUAUCCACCAGUUGUGCUUGACAAAGUGAGAAUUAGCAAUUUAAAUCUCCUCUAUGAAAAUAUCUCUCUUUUUCCAACAUUACAUGACAAUAUUGCAGAUGAAACAAUAGUUUCCGAUGACUUAUCUUCACCGCCAGCAAAUGAUGGUAGUGAAAAGAGGGAAUCAACAUUGAUUAUCCUUGUUGCUAUUGUUGGUUCAGGAAUUAUUAUUGUUAUAUCAAUUGUCAUUGCUGCCAUUGCGAUUACAUAUCAUCACAUGCGACCCAAGCCGCCACAGCCCCAGGAUGUGAGGAAGAGGAUGAGGCCGGCAAGAACCGACGUGCCAUCGAUGUAUUCGAGCGAGGAGGUCCUGGAGGAGGAGGUGACGGGAUCCACCGCAAUUCGACCCCAUCAUGCAUCAAUUAGUCGAAGUAGUCGUUAUAUAAGUGAAGGAUUCGUGCAAUAUUCACAGCCGAGUCUCAAUAAUGUAUAUAUUACAGAUCCUGAUUUAAUACUCCAGCACAGCGAUUUUGAAUUCAGGAACAUUAGUGGCCAUUAGAGGUUUGGAUGAGUGGAAAAACAUGAAAAUUUAUAGACAUCACCGUCAAAUGUGUUAGGAUAUAAUAAUGUUAGAUUAUCAAGAAACUAUAUAUUAUAAAAUACGGAAAAAUAAGAAAAUUAAUUUCAAAUCAUCACCCAAAAGCAUAUGUUACAAUUGUAGGAAAAUGAUUGUAUCCAUAUGGGCGUAAAUGAAAAAUGGAUUAUUAUGGCAAUAAAAUCAAACGAAUGGAUAUUUUUUAA
This is a messenger RNA of Lutzomyia longipalpis, 3581 nucleotides long. RefSeq names its product hemicentin-1 (gene side). The coding region runs from base 790 to 3339 and encodes 849 amino acids. Lineage: Eukaryota; Metazoa; Arthropoda; Insecta; Diptera; Psychodidae. The transcript is spliced from 16 exons. The record is from RefSeq and is a predicted model, not a curated record.